AUGUCCAACGACGAUACUACAAGGCCACAAGUUGGUCCCAAGACCCCAUAUCUGGUGUACGGAACAGCGUGGAAAGAGGAGAAAACGGGAGAGUUUACGGAGACGGCUUUUCGACAUGGCUUUACUGGCGUGGACACGGCAAAUCAUCCUACGGCUUAUAACGAGCCCUUGACGGGAGAUGCCAUUGAAGCGGUGUUGAAAUCUGGCGUCAAGCGCAGCGACCUGUUUAUCCAAACCAAGUUCACACCUCUCUGGGCUCAUGACAAGAGCAAGAUCCCCUUCAACCCCGACCAGAGCCUCGAGGGACAGAUCCGACAAUCUAUACAGCAGAGCUUCGAUCAUCUCAAAGUCGACUACUUGGACGCCUUUAUGCUUCACGCCCCGUUCCAAAACGAAAACGACAACCUCGUGGCCUGGAAGGUCUUUGAAACCUACGUGCCCGAUAAGAUUCGGUGCCUUGGAGUCUCGAACUUCUCACUGCCACAGCUCAAGCGAAUCUACGAAAAUUCAACUGUAAAACCGCUGGUUGUCCAGAACCGUUUUCAUAGAGACACCUCAGCUCCUGAGCUCCGUGGCCGAGAAAUUUCAGGUCGAGAAGGAACUUGCAUUCUACCUUUUAAUACUCGGCCUCGGCGGUACCCAGGUGCUUAA
This is a messenger RNA of Uncinocarpus reesii 1704, 651 nucleotides long. RefSeq lists its product as uncharacterized. Gene Ontology annotation, cellular component: cytosol. The record is from RefSeq and is a predicted model, not a curated record. Gene Ontology annotation, molecular function: aldose reductase (NADPH) activity. The transcript has 3 exons. Bases 1 to 651 code for a protein of 216 amino acids. NCBI's taxonomy places the organism in Eukaryota, Fungi, Ascomycota, Eurotiomycetes, Onygenales, Onygenaceae.